Messenger RNA from Aspergillus melleus, 750 nucleotides. RefSeq names its product Hsp70 family protein. The coding region runs from base 1 to 750 and encodes 249 amino acids. NCBI's taxonomy places the organism in Eukaryota, Fungi, Ascomycota, Eurotiomycetes, Eurotiales, Aspergillaceae. The transcript has 4 exons. The record is from RefSeq and is a predicted model, not a curated record.
AUGGUGGCCACCUACUUGGAAAAGCUGAACCAGCACAUCUGGGGCCUACUCAAAGGCAGGAAUAUCGAUGCUGAUAGUACGCCGAUCGAGUACUGGCUGGCAGCGCCAGCCCAUUGGCGCGAAGAGACGAAACUCCUGCUGAUGCAAGCGGCGGAAGAGGCUGGGUUCAAGGCUAAACCAGCCGAUCGGAUACAUAUGGUAUCAGAAGCCGAAGCCGCCGCCCUGAGCGUUCUCCAUACCUUUGCCUCGCGUCUUGAGGUGAACGAUGGCCUUCUUGUUUGCGACUGCGGUGGGGGGACUGUUGAUAUCGGCACGUUCUACAUAUCAGACGUAGAGCCUCGAUUAUUCUUCGAAGAACUUACAGCAGUUCAAGGCGGCAAGUGUGGUGGCGCUGCUGUAGAUAGCCGGUUUUACCAACUACUUCGUAGUCAGCUUGGUGAUGCGCUCCAGUCUGUGCCAUCAGCACAAUUAGGAGCGCAUGGUAAACUGAUGACCAAUUUCCAAAGCAAUAUCAAGUCAGGGUUUACGGGCAGAGCCGAGGAAUCUUUCCAUAUACCCCUAGAGCUGCACGGGGUCGCCAAAAUGGACUCAUCCAUCUACGACGGAAGAAGAAAGCACGUUAUUCUCACCUCAGAGCACCUCCGGCAAAUUUUCGAUCCGGUCCUUGACCGAAUACUCGAAUUGAUAAUCAAACAGAAAGCUGCAGCCGACAGGAAGUUCGGUCGGGAAGUCAUUCAUGUACGAAUUUAG